AUGGGCAUUAAAUGCCCAUGCAAGGGAGGUCAGUCAUUCAUUGAUAGCAACCCUCCAAAGCAAGCUAGUAACCUACCUUCCAACUCAUAUGGCAUUCUACCUUCAUCAACCAAGGUUGAUGAAUACAAAGCUAAGAUGCCAGUUCCUCAGAAAUUCUGUCAAGAAGAAAGGGAUAAACAGUUUGCCCGCUUCGCAGAAUAUCUCAAAACAUUAGAGAUAAAGAUCCCUUUUGCAGAAGCUCUUGAACAGAUACCUUCUUAUGCAAAGUUCAUGAAGGAUAUUCUAAGUCAUAAGAAGGAUUGGAGAGAGACACAAAUAGUCCUCCUCACUGAGGAAUGCAGUGCAAUAAUUCAGAAUAGCUUACCAAAGAAGCUUAAAGACCCUAGAAGUUUUAUGAUACCAUGCACUAUAGGCGAUGCUUGUACAAGGACAGCUCUAUGUGACCUUGGAGCAAGCAUCAACCUAAUACCUGCUUCUUUAAUAAAGAAGCUCUGUUUGACUGAGGAAGUCAAACCAACCCGCAUGUGCCUUCAACUUGCUGAUGGGUUUAUUAAGAUACCAUCAGGACUAAUAGAGGACAUGAUUGUCAGGGUUAGACCCUUUGACUUUCCCAUUGACUUUGUGGUAUUGGACAUGGAGGGGCACAAGAGUGCAUUCCUUAUUCUAGGAAGACUUUUCCUAGUUACAGGACGGACCCUCAUUGAUGUUGAACAAGGGGAAGUAACUCUAAGAGUCAACGAGAAAAAGUUCGUACUGAAUGCUGUCAAGGCUAUGCAGCAUCCAGACAUUCCUGAGGAAUGCAUGAGCAUUGACUUCAUUGAUUCCCUGGUGGAAGAGGUCAACAUGGCCGAAAGCUCCAAGGACAGGCUUGAUGAUAUCCUCAAUGAUACUCAGCCUGAUUAA
Arachis duranensis is the source of this 903-nucleotide messenger RNA. RefSeq lists its product as uncharacterized. The record is from RefSeq and is a predicted model, not a curated record. The transcript has a single exon. Lineage: Eukaryota; Viridiplantae; Streptophyta; Magnoliopsida; Fabales; Fabaceae. Bases 1 to 903 code for a protein of 300 amino acids.